Molecule: messenger RNA, 1585 nt
Organism: Cephus cinctus (wheat stem sawfly)
Lineage: Eukaryota; Metazoa; Arthropoda; Insecta; Hymenoptera; Cephidae
Product: THUMP domain-containing protein 1 homolog
Exons: 4
Coding region: 269-1324 (351 amino acids)
Biological process (GO): tRNA modification
Molecular function (GO): RNA binding
Source: RefSeq, a predicted model, not a curated record
AAAUAAUUAUUUUAUUUAUUGAAUACAUAACAUACAUAAUAUUGAUAUUUUUAAACAGAUAUAACGUAUCGUAAAUUGUACUGAGGACUAGGAAAAUUUUAACGAUUUAAGUAUCUUGAGAGAGAUAACAAAAAAGUUUACUUCAGUCAAAAGACAGAAAAUUUCCCGGUAACCUCAGUAAACAUCACGCUGUUCUGUUGAAAGAUUACAGAGUAUUGUGAAAUUUGGAAUAUUUUGUAAUUUGAAUUAACCCUACAAGUUGUUAUAAAUGAGUGUGCAGAAGCGGAAGAAGAACCAAUACGAAAUGAAUAAGAAUUAUCAGAAGAAGCGGAGGCAGUAUGUUUUAGAACCAGGAAUGACUGGUUUUCUUUGCACGUGCAACUUUCGUGAGAAAGAUUGCAUACGAGAUGCCUAUAAACUACUCAAUGAAUUUGCUGAUGAACUUUAUGGCUCUGAUGAAGCUAAAGCUUCUGAGGUGAAACAAGAAUCUGAGUCUGAUAAACCUAUGAGCGAGGAUAAGGAUGAAGAUGAUAUUUCUACAGCCCUCAAAAAGGAAAUCAAGGACUUGAAAACUGUUACAGAGAAAUCUCCUACACAGAAACGUUUUCAAGUGAUGGAUACAGGAGUAAAGAAUGUUGUCUUUAUUAAAACUUGUCUCUCAAAUCCAUUGGAAUUGGUUACAGCUAUUAUCAAGCAAUUAGACAGUACCAAAGAACAACGUACUAGAUUUCUUCUAAGAUUGUUACCAAUAGAAGUUGUCUGCAAGGCAUAUAUGAAUGAUAUCAAAUCCAAGGCAGAUAUUCUGUUUGAGAAAUACUUCACGCAGGACCCUAAAACUUUCAGCAUUGUUUUCAAUCGUCAUAGCAACAACAGUAUUGAGCGGAUGAAAGUCAUUGAGGAGCUUGCUAGUAUAAUAAGUGAAAAAAAUCCAGGUAACAAGGCUGAUUUGAAGAAUCCUGAAGUGGCUGUUGUAGUAGAGGUGAUUCGUGGUAAUUGCUUGAUAUCUAUUGCACCAAAUUAUUUCAAAUACAAAAAGUACAAUCUACUCGAACUGUGCAAUCUGAAAGAGAAAGAUGAUAAAAUAGAAGGGAAAGAUGAAAAUAAGCAAGAAAAAGAUGAUAAGGAGGAUAAAGUUGAAGAAAAGCAAGAAGAAACAAAUGAAGAAAAACAGGAGGAAAAGAAACCUAAUAAAGAAUUACAAGUUCAAAAAGAUGCAAAGGAUAACAAUAAACAGACUGAACCAUUUAAACAAAUAAGUGCAGCUGAUGAUAAGAACAGCAAGGAAGAAAAACAAAUUCUCGAAGAACAUGAAUCCUCUCCAUAAAGGAACAUAAAGAGCUUGAACCUGAUGCAAAAUGAAGAGGGAGGCAAAAAUCUUAAUUCUUUGCCAAUUAUAUUAAUUGUUUUACGUUUUCUAAGUCAAUUAUGUCUUGAACGACAUAAUUUUUCUCUAAUAUAUAUUGAUAUAUAUUAUUUCUAAAGAAAAGAUUGACAUUAUUUUGUACCAGUGUAUGUGCUCAAAAAGUGCAUAGGCUCAAGAUAUAACAAUAAAUAUUAAUUAUAAGCAUUUGUAAUUUAAAAGAGA